Messenger RNA from Bradysia coprophila, 738 nucleotides. RefSeq lists its product as uncharacterized. The record is from RefSeq and is a predicted model, not a curated record. Gene Ontology annotation, cellular component: MLL1 complex; NURF complex. Lineage: Eukaryota; Metazoa; Arthropoda; Insecta; Diptera; Sciaridae.
CAGUUCAGAUUUUAGUUCAAUGACUUUCCAUUUGAAGCAACGCAAAGUUUGUUUACGAUUUUUAUUAGCGAAUUUCUAGUUGUAAACUGACGAUUUUUCCGCAUUAAUUACCAUGAACUCUGCAACCAAGGUUGGCGAAAUUUUCACACAAGCUGGGGCUGCAUUCAAUAAAUUAGGAGAGCUGACCAUGCAAUUGCAUCCCACCGCCGAUUCGCCAUCCGGGAGCAAAUGGACAGAUGAAGAAAUCGAAAUGCUUCGAGUGUCGAUCGAGCGGUUCUGUGACGAUUUAAACAAAAUCAGUUUAAGAAUAAAGGGCAGAACAGUGUCACAAAUACGACAAACGCUGAAGAAAAAGACAUUUGAAGAUGCCGGCAUUCCGGUGAAACAGAUUUCCGUUCAACCGCAACAGCAGCAGCAACAACAACAGCAUCAGCAACCGCAACAAGUUGUAACCGCUCAAAUCACUCAAUUUCAGCAGAUCCAAUCCAAUGACAUCAUCAAACAAGAGCCCGAGGACCAAGGACUGAUGAAGAAAUCCGCCGAGAUGACAUUGAAUCGCUUGAAUACGAUACAAGACACCGAAGUCGAUGUGGAAGGACUAUCAUCCGAUGUGAAAUUAGAGUUCGAGGCAACGGAAGAGGUGGCCGGAUGAAAUGAAAUUGACUUUUCGUUUAACUGAAAACCGACCAACACAAAAUGAAGACAAAAUGUGAAUAAAAAACCGAUUUAUCCAACGAA